AUUCAGAUCAUUUUCUAACCUUAAAACAGUUGACUAAGUUUGAAUUAAACAGAAAAAGGAAAUUUCCCUUAUUUAACCUUAUUUACACCAAUUAUGAAUGUGGAGUAUUUUCUUUAGAGAACAACUAUACUUUCCACGGUAUCAUUCAUCGAUUUUUUUGGAUAAAUAUAUACAUAUUUAUUAAAUAUAUACACGUAAAUAGUUAUCGAAAGACAGUGAAAUUCAUUUCUUUAUGGCUGAUAACUUGGAUCAGAAAGAAGUCACAUCGAAUUCAGAGAAUAUAAAUACACAAUUAAACAUAUCAUAUGAAUUAAAUACGUUAAAACAGGGUGAUUUCCAGAGAACUGAUCAUUAUUCUUUUGAUAAGGAUGUUAUGAAAGAUAAUAACGUAGCUCUAGUAGAAAAUGUUAUGUCAAGAAGUGGAGAAGUUGAAACACAUAUUGAUGUUAACUAUGGAGAUGAAAUGGAUUUUGGAGAUGAUCCUGAUCCAAACGAUGGUAAUAAUGAAGACGAUGAUAACGAUGAUAGUGAUAGUUCCAGUUCAGGUUCUAGUGUAGCCAGGCUAGUGCAAACCGCGCGUAAUUUAGUUCAAGUAGAAAAAGCCGAACAAAUUGCUCAAGAGACAAGUGAACAUCUAACCCUAGCUGAUAGUCAGUUAACUGAUGAAGAAGAUCAAACUCAUUCAGUGGAAUUAAGUAAAAGUGAUACUGAUACAGACCAGUCUCUUAAUGUUUUUAACAAACCAACGAUCAAUUCAUUACCAGUUCUUAUUGAUCCAAAUGGUGCAAUUAAAUCUAUGCGAAUCAGUGCAAAAGCUGCCGCUACACUUGGUAUCGACUUAUCAGAAAAAACCGAAGGACUAUUGACUGUACCAUACCAAGUUGAGACGGGUCAACGAUUUAAAAAUAAACAUAAGGAUUACUUUAAAAAGAAAAUUGAUAAAGAAUUUGUUGGUCAACUACAACGAGCUAAUAAAUAUGAAGGAACACCAAGAGAAUCUAUACAUGAAUCAUUAGAACGACUACCUAUGUUUGAUAAUGAGUCGAAAAAAUCAACAUCAUCUCAACAAUAUCGAAAUGAAAAAUCAGACGGAUUAUCAAGAAAUUCAUUUUCACCAUCUGAUUUCAUGUCAACUUCACCAAGACAUAGUACUGCAAUCGGUAGUAUUGGUGGAAAAAAGAAUAAAAUAGGCUUUCAAUUCUUUCGACCUAAAACUUCUAUACAACCUGGUGCAAAAUUAGUACAAGUAAAAGAACUUAAACGUAUGAUUCGUGCAGGUAAACCAAGUUACGAACAAAUACAUAAUUGGGGGCAUUCGUUUGAAGCUUUAUUAAAUGAUAAAUAUGGACUUGCUUUAUUUAAAGAUUUUCUCAGUACUGAAUUCAGUGAUGAAAAUAUUGAAUUUUGGAUUGCAUGUCAAGAUUACAAACAUACUACUAAUCCAAAAAAAUUGGCUAUUAAAGCAAAUCAAAUAUUUACAGAAUUUAUAGCAGUUCAAGCUAAUCGCGAAGUUAAUUUAGACUCAAAGACUCGUUUACAAACUGAAGCUGAUUUAUCUAAUCCAACAGUGAAUACAUUAGAAAAUGCUCAAAAACGUAUACAAGCUUUAAUGGAAAAAGAUUCAUAUCGACGUUUUCUACGUUCUGAAGUUUACUUAACAAUGUUAAAAGAAGCUAGAGAAACAGCUAAAGCAGCAGCUACAGCUGCAUUAGCAGCAUCACUUCAAGAAGCUAGUGAUGAAUUAGAUGAACCAGUAUUUCAAUUAGUACAUUCAACUACAUAUACAUCACCAUUUUCAUUUUUAAGUACAUUUGGUAGUACAUUUAGUGCACAGAAUACACCAAGUUUAACAUUACCUGGUGUAGCAGCUGCUGCAGCAAAAGCUGAUGCUGGUUUAAAUAAUAUUCAAGAUUUACAAUUAUUAGGUUUAUCUACAUCAAGGCAUAUGCGUGAAAAUCAACAAAAUUAUUCAAUUGGAAAUCGACUUAUCACUAAUACUAAUACUAGUACUAAUUUCACUAGUACUAAUACUACAGCUUCAUCUCCAAAUGAAAUUAUUUCAGAAUCUAUACAAAGUAAUAUCACUUGUUGUCAAACUAAAUUUACAUCAACGACAAUAACAACACAUUCUACUAUUUCUAGUCAUAACUAUUCUACUCAUAAUCUAACCGAUAGUAAUGACACCUGUGAUAUCACUGAUAAUGUAAAUACAAAAUAAAUUAAUUGUUCAUUUAUUAUUUUCUUUUUUGUUGAAAAAAGUUAUCAUUUAUUUCAAGCUAAUUUAUAUUAUAGAUUACGUAAAAAGAAGAAGAAGCAUUUCAUUCAUUGAAUAUAACAAUAAACAUAAUACAGUAAUCAUAAUGAAACCAAUUAAACCAUAUACAGAUAUAAAUCAGUUACAUAUUUAUGAGAAUAUCAAGUAUUGCUUAUUUCAGUUUGUAUGCUUCCUGUUUCAUUAUUUCAAUGAUUAUUAUUAUUACUAUGGUUACGAUUACUAUUAUUACUAAUGAUAUUGAUGUUAUGUUUCCAUUAUUUAACUAAAAGUUAAGCUGAAUUGUCAUGACAUUCUUGUCUCAUCUUUAUUAUCUAACCCUUAGUUAAACUAUCAUCUUAUAUAUUUGAUAAACACUGAAUAAACAAUUGAAAAUGUAACAAAUUUAGGUUAGAAAUGUUACUGAUACUGUCGAUGUUUUUAAAAUCACAAAAAGAUUUGAAAUCAAACACAAUGAACUUGAUUUCUCUUUUUCUCUUCACAUUAUCCCUGUUUUGUUUACUUUGUGUUAAAGUUUUGUUUUCAAAGAGAAAAAUUAUUAAAAAAACAACAAGAGUAUCUCUUUCUCCAUAAGAUUUAAAUGUUGUUUGAUUUAUUAUUAUUAUUUUUUGAUAACUGUCCCACUCUUUUUGUUUUUCGUAAUUUUCAUUUUUUUUUGUUUUCUUCCCUCCCCCACCUGUAACUUUCUUUUUCUUUCGGUUUUUUUGUUUCAUCCCCCCCUUUGAUUUUUCAAAAAAUCUUUUCAUGAAAAUUUCAUCAUGUAGUGUACACAGAUUAAGAUUUUGUAAUUUUUUUCUUUUGCUUUUUUUUAUUAGGAGAAUUCAUCAUCAUCAUCAUCAUUUUGUUUCAUUUUUCCUUUUUACAAUCGUAAUAAUGAUAGAGGGAAACGGCAAAAGUUUUAAUUAGUUGCUUGAAUUGAUGCGGAAAAUUUCAAAGAAAAAAAUAGUAAUUGGUAACAUAAAAAAAAGUCAAUAAAUUCAAGGAAUGACAAAAAACUAUUUCUUAUUUGUACAGAUAUACAGUAAUAUUAUAAACAUGAAUAUGAACAAAAUGUUAUAUACUGUAUCCAUGACAUUAUUCAAUGCAUUAAAAUAAUGAAUACAUUUUUCUGAAUAUCAUAUAUCUUUUCC
Molecule: messenger RNA, 3402 nt
Organism: Schistosoma intercalatum
Lineage: Eukaryota; Metazoa; Platyhelminthes; Trematoda; Strigeidida; Schistosomatidae
Source: the annotation of a GenBank genome assembly